UACAACGGCGGAAACAAAAUUUGGAACAUGAAGGGAGAUCAGGGAGACUCAUGGAAAAGGGCGGAAGUGACCAUCACUGGUGAUUAUGACCUUAAAAUUGAAGGAGUUUCAGGGGACUCCUAUCAGGCUGACAUUGCCAUUGAUGACAUAACUAUACAAGAUGGUUCCUGCGGAGGAGUUCCCCCUUCACCGUCUCUUCCCCCUAUCCCACCGACAACACAGGGACCAGUGUCACCCCAAUCGUGCGGUAAAUCACCAGUAUCGAGGGUUAUUGGAGGAGUGAACGCAAAUCCAGGGAGUUGGCCGUGGCAGAUUGCUUUGUUAAGAGGAAGUGGUAGAUCAUUCAGUUGUGGCGGAUCAUUGAUAACUCCUGAAUGGGUGGUCACAGCAGCUCAUUGCAUCUCAAGAGGACAACCCGGUAGUUACUACACGAUUCGCCUCGGAGAUCAUAACCGUCAUGUUAAUGAGGGAACUGAAGAAGAUAUUCCUGCCAAACGUGUAAUCGUACAUCCUGACUACAACAAAAUUCCCAUCGACAGCGACAUCGCAUUGAUUCAGUUAACUAAACCAGCUACCUUGAAUGCCAGAGUAAAAACUGUAUGUCUGCCUUCCCAGGAUGAAGUUGUUCCCACGUCUUCUAGAUGCUUUAUCACGGGUUGGGGCAAGAUUAAGCAUCCCGGGUCCUCACAUCACAUACUGCAACAGGCGAAUUUACCUCCCGUCACAAACAGCGAGUGUGCUAAGAAACUUGCCAGCUCUCCAGGAGGCUCGUCUCUUCAAAUAACUCAAAAGAUGAUUUGCGCUGGCGUCAAUGGAACUAUUUUAAGUGGCUGCCAUGGAGACAGUGGUGGUCCUUACGUUUGUCAGACUUCCGCUGGGAACUGGGUUCUGCAAGGUGCUGUCAGCUGGGGUUCCCCAAGAUGCUCUGCGGCCGAGCGAUAUACGGUGUUUGCUCGUGUUGGCAAGUUCAGAAAUUGGAUCGAUCAGAUGAUGAGCACUUGA
Pocillopora damicornis (cauliflower coral) is the source of this 1002-nucleotide messenger RNA. RefSeq names its product transmembrane protease serine 9-like. Gene Ontology annotation, cellular component: membrane. The record is from RefSeq and is a predicted model, not a curated record. Gene Ontology annotation, biological process: proteolysis. Lineage: Eukaryota; Metazoa; Cnidaria; Anthozoa; Scleractinia; Pocilloporidae. Gene Ontology annotation, molecular function: serine-type endopeptidase activity.